CCACGAUGGUGCUUGGCGUCCCCACGGUGAAGCGCCAGGUCCAGAGUUACCUCAUGACGACACUGAGGAACCUGGUUGAUUCCAUGACGCAGGAUGAGAUGGAGGAAUGCAUCAUCGUUGUGUUCAUUGCUGAGUGGGAUAUUGACUAUGUACAUCAGGUCGCCAGUCAGAUAGAGAGAAAGUUUCCAGAGCACCUAGGCAGUGGGUUGAUCGAAGUCAUUUCUCCACCCAAGGCCUUUUAUCCUGAUAUGGAUAAGUUGGAACAAACAUUAGGAGACCCAAUGGAGAGAGUGAAAUGGAGAACCAAGCAGAACCUGGACUUUGCCUUCCUCAUGAUGUAUGCCCAGCCGAAGGGGACUUUUUACGUCCAGUUGGAAGACGAUAUCCAGACCAAGAAGGGCUACAUUGCGACCAUGAAGAAGUUUGCCCUGCAGAAGACGUCGGAGAAGAAGAACUGGUUUGUUCUGGAUUUUUGUCAGCUUGGAUUCAUAGGCAAAGCAUUCAAGACCAUAGAUCUCUCUGCACUGGUGACAUUCUUACUCGUGUUCCACAAUGACAAGCCGUGUGACUGGCUUCUUGACCACCUUAUUCAGAACAAAGUUUGCCGAUUUGAUCAACCUGCGAAACACUGCAAGAAAGCCAAGGAGAAUGUGUGGAUCCACUACAAACCAUCCUUAUUCCAACACAUAGGCACACAUUCAUCACUAAAGGGCAAAGUACAGAAGCUUAAGGACAAGCAGUUUGGGAAAGUCCAGCUCUACUUCCCCCACGAGAAUCCCAAAGCUGAGGUGGAGACACAGAUCAAGCCGUACAAGACUUAUACGUUACAGAGAGCAUACAAGGGGGAGUCCUACUUUUGGGGGUUGCUGCCUCAACAAGGGGACCUGCUGCAGUUCACCUUCGAUCCGCCGGUCGUGAUCAAAGGGUUCCUCUUUCGUAGUGGGAACGUUGAGCAUCCAUCCGACAGACUGUAUAACACAACAGUAGAGGUGCUUCCUGUAGAGCCUUUUACCAACAUCCCUGCAAUUGCCAAUAAAAAAUACAAAGUUACUGAAGAUAAAUAUUUGAUAAUCGGUGACUUCGAUGAUAUGGGUGUAGCAGAAGGUGUGAUAAAUGGAGAAUUAGGAGAAAUUAAAACAUUACGUCUACAUGUCCAUAUAGACAGUGACAAUUGGGCUAUACUUAGUGAGAUUCACAUAGAAACUCCGGAAAAGAGGUGACCAGACGCUCCAAUGGCAUUCACCUUCUGCCAGUGUCCAAGCAUCUCAUGCCAACAGUGACCAAGGCUCCAUGUAUGUUGCCAAUGUGUAUGAAAGUGAUACAAAAAGACAAAUGGGUGAAAGUUUUUAAAAAUGGCCGGUAGCAUUCUUGUUGAUAUUUGUUACUGGUAAUCAGAUAUUUUCGUAUGAGAAGAACAAGAUAUAUUCCAUAUAUUGUGCUGAGGAACUUUUUUAUACAGAAUAUAUAUAUAUAUAUACAUGUACACACACAUGUAGGCAUAUAUGUUGCAAAAACAUAAAUUGACAUUGAUCUGUGUCUACAGUUCUUAUCACAAAGGAUAUUCGGCCCUAGUUUGUGAAAAGUCUCUUACUCAGAGAGGCUGGAUGUCAUGUGAUAGAUGAUGUUUCUCAUAAUGGAUCUGAUUGAUAAUAGAACUAUAGGAUUUUAAGAGGAUGUAAAAAAUGCUGAGGAAUAUGUAUUAAUUAUCAUAUUGUGUAUCAAUUUGGAUGGAUUAAUGCUUCAUUAGUAUGUGAAUCUCAUGACCUGAUAGCCAGUACUGGCUGAUUAUGUGUUUAUUUAUUUAGUCAUUGCCUUCAGUUUUUUGCCCAUAUUUUUUUUGUUAGACAUGUCAAAGAUAUUCUCAGACUUUUAUAUAAACCAAUCCAACUGACUAAGUAUGUUUAUUUCUUUUGAAUCUCUCAUGCUAGAAAAAAAAACAAAAAAAACAUGAGGGAGAAAAAUCUUAAAGGUGA
Molecule: messenger RNA, 1973 nt
Organism: Penaeus chinensis
Lineage: Eukaryota; Metazoa; Arthropoda; Malacostraca; Decapoda; Penaeidae
Gene: Mgat4a
Product: alpha-1,3-mannosyl-glycoprotein 4-beta-N-acetylglucosaminyltransferase B-like
Exons: 10
Coding region: 6-1220 (404 amino acids)
Biological process (GO): protein N-linked glycosylation
Cellular component (GO): endoplasmic reticulum-Golgi intermediate compartment; endoplasmic reticulum; Golgi stack
Molecular function (GO): acetylglucosaminyltransferase activity
Source: RefSeq, a predicted model, not a curated record